This is a messenger RNA of Amoebophrya sp. A25, 2241 nucleotides long. The record is from the annotation of a GenBank genome assembly. NCBI's taxonomy places the organism in Eukaryota, Dinophyceae, Syndiniales, Amoebophryaceae.
GCGCGAGCUGAUUGUGGAUUGGGCCGACAACGAGAUGAAGAGCAAAGCGUCACUUAGCAAAAUUCUCACUUUGGAUCAAUUUGACACCGUAGGAAACCGAAUUUCCGGACUCAUGAAAAGGUCGGAACAAGAGGUCCAAAAAAUUGACCCACAAGACUGCAGUCUGCUAGGCGAAGUAGCACAGCUCGUGCACAACUGCACCACAUCGGAAUUGCUCUAUUGUAAUAUUCAGUUGAAUUUGAAUCAUACUGAUUUUCUUCGUACUUAAGUAAGUUCGUCUAAUUAUAGUUCUAAUUGUCCAUUUUAGGGAUAAAGACGAAGAUGUUUUUGAAUAUCUUGAGUCGUUUUUUUUUCCGACGAAGUUGAAUCCCUCUUCAUCGCGUGUGAUGUCCUGAAAGCGCGUCUUUCGGUACGCACCACAAUUAUUGAGGAACAAGUGACUCAAUCAGGUCUCUCAGAGGUGCAGCGAUUGGCGCACACGAAUCCUGAGAGGACUAAGCAGUGGCUGAAGCAAAACCCAUUAGUUUCACACGCACUUACGCACGGCUGUUUUUUGACAGGAAUCAUCCACGACUCCUCUUUCUUGCGUGAAGCCAAAGACAAAGCAACCGAAGACGACGAGCACGCGGUGCUUACGAAAAACGAAGAAGAGAUCCUACGAUCUAGAAGCAAAGCGUACUUGAUUAAGUUUUCCUGAUUUUUCUCGUCUCGUUCGUGAUACAUUAUUUGAUGAACAUUUUUAUACAACUUUUCUCGAACAACCUACUAAUUUAUCCAUAUCUGUUUAAAUUGAAAGACCGCUUACCACAGCAAAUCAGGGACGAACGAUAGCAAGGAAAUACAAGAAGAUUUAAAAAAACAUAUAGAUAUUACAGAGUUUUAGUUCCUGACGGAUGUUACGGUUGACCUUGGUGAGCUGGCACCCAUAAGCAAGGUCAACAACUCCGUUCCAUUAUCGUCGCGAGCACCUACCUUUCUCAUUUCUUCCUGGUAGGGCCUUCUAUGGCUGAAGUCAGGAACUUUACUUUGAGCGCUCUACUUCUAGCUUGUAAUAUAAUCUACAGUUGGUUAAUGUGUUUAGCCUAUGGAUUCGUCUUCCGCUAUAUUAAGUCCUUACUAGGUCUAAUUUUACUUAUCUCCUUCUAUCAUGUUUUCGAAUCUUAGACUCAUUCGCAUAGGCAUCCUAGCCAUCCUCAACCUUUCCAACCGUAAACCUUAGGCAAAUCACAACAAAAAGUGUCCUCCUCGCAACAAAGCAGCCUCUCCAUCCUGUGUUCAGGAUUGUUUUCAUCUCAAAAGUGAAAUAUUUUUUUCGACUAUCUAAGGUUAACAAGCAUAUUAUAAUUUACGAGAUAAGUCAAAGUCGUAAUCGUCCUGAAACCACGUUUGGUUUUACUCCGUCUAGGUUACGCGACAAAUUAUUCGGGAAAGAGUUUAAGCCGGUGACAAAGAAAGAAGUGUCUCUGGCGUUUGUGCGAAAACUGGAGAGGAUGUCGCAGACGGAGAUGUUCGAGUACUUGCGUCAGCUGAAGCCGGAAGAAAUUGCGGCGUUGCCCACAGAACUGCAGCUUCAGGCGCAAGCCGUCCGAGCUAGCACAAAGGACGACCAUCUGCACGAAGUGCACACUGAACGCCGAGGCAGACGAGGAGAUCGGGAGCAAGGGGGCUACGGACCGGCGCCGCGCGACCGCACUUACUCGGGACAAAAGGGAGGUGGCGGAGGCUAUGCCAACGGAGGUGGAAACGCAAAAGACUCCUACAAAGACAAUUACGGUGGAAGCGGUGGAGGCGGAAAGGGAGGAGACAAUUAUAGCGGUGGGGGUGGAGCCAAAGACGGCUAUGGAGGAGGAGGAAGCUACCGAAAUGACUGGCGGGGCCAAGGCAAACGUGGAGGCGGUGGUGGUGACCCUUACUACUGAAUGCUACAAGUAGUUCUUCUACAAGGACUUCUACUUUGUAGAAAUGCGCUUUCGUUGUGUUUAAUCCCUCCUGCUGUCCCGCGCUUUGAAGAUCAUCCCGUUGACGCCGCCCGAAUGUCUAUGGAUUUUUCCUCCCACGCACAUGAUAAUCUACACGACUGGAUGUUUCCUAUCCUUUAACGCAUCUUCGCGCGCCAGACUGAGAACUUUUGUAAUCCUAUGUUAUUCAUCCGCUUCCGCAGUUGAACUGAGUUCCCAGGAUGCCUAACGUUUGGUCAACUCCGUAAUUUCUGUCGCCAAGACCGACAGAGGAUACGCGAAG